Molecule: messenger RNA, 1122 nt
Organism: Caenorhabditis remanei
Lineage: Eukaryota; Metazoa; Nematoda; Chromadorea; Rhabditida; Rhabditidae
Exons: 3
Coding region: 1-1122 (373 amino acids)
Source: RefSeq, a predicted model, not a curated record
AUGAAUCAGUCGAUUCUUUCUACUUCAAAUACGAAAUUAUCUAACUCAAUCCUUGAGAAAAUUUAUGAAUUCUGGCAACAACCUGAAAACUACAAACAUGUUCCCGUGGAAAUCGCUCUUGAAUUGUUUAAUUCAAACAAAAUUAAAAUAAGAGAACUCGCGUGGUAUUUGGAGACAAGUCCAAAUAUUCCUCAGAAUUUUGAGGAAAUUUGCAAAGGACUCGUUGAGAAGCAUUUUCCUCAAUUUAUUCAUGAGAAAGAGGGAAUGGUGUAUUACAAUUGGUAUGGAUUUUUUCAAUAUUGUGUUUAUGUCCAAGAUGAUGAGGAUUACAAUCAACAAGAAGAGAUGCAUCAGAGGAAAUUGAAGGAAUAUGAAUCUCAGUUGACAGCAAUGGAAAUGAUUUCGGCAGGAACCGAAAUGGUUCAAAAGAUUAUUGAGAAUAAGAGAGAAUUGAUGAUGACGAAUCCAAAGAAGGCACUGAAAAUAGUGGAACCAGCUCAGUGGAUUAUGUAUAAGAGAUUCAAUGAUAUCGAUCGAUCCAAGUAUCAAAAGGAAUAUAUUCGACUAUUGAGUUCGAAUGAAGCUCCGCGCGAAGCUCAUUUUUCGGCUUUUGAAGAAGUUAUGAAAGAAGUUUUGAAAAAACAACAGCAAGAUUUUAUUGAGAAGGAAAAUAAUAAAUGUUCGAAGGCGAUUCCUAAAAAACCAAAUACAAAAACUACAAAGAAAUCAGAAACUGCAGUGGACUUGAGUUUCCUGAAACCGUAUCUUUCAAAUGAUGCGAUCAAGAGAGUUGAGGAGAACGCUGGAAAGAAUUCGAACAAAAAAGGAAAAGUUAAGAAACAGGAGCAAAAGAAUGAAGUGAACGAAGAAGUAAAAGAAGAAGAGAAGGUUUUGACUGUUCGAGAUUUUCUGAAAAUGAAAAAAGAAUCAAGAAAGUCGUCAAUGGAUAUUCUGAAGAAACACAGAGUGCAACCAUCUGAAGAGUUUGGUUGGAAAGUUAAUGUUGAUUGUAACAAUCGAAAAGAAAAUAUCGAAAACAAGAACUCUAAUUCUAAGAAAGAAUGGACAUCAAAAAGAAAUUUACAAUUCCAUCCUGGAAAUAAUGUUCUGCCUAAUUGCUGA